UUUCGCGCAUUUAUUGCAUAACAAGUGCUUUGCUUUCAAACUGUUGUCUGUUUUGCCAAACAUUUCAUUCGUUAAUCACUCGUUAUAUUGAUUGUUAUAAUGUUUGUCUUCGCGGUGACCAUCACUUGCCUCACCACCGAUCUCUUCACCCGUAAUCUCUAAGAACCGAUGGUCAGAGCGACUGAAAUGCCAUUAAAGCGAAAGGAGAGUAACAAACGAUACAUCAGUUCCGACUCUGAAGACAGCAGUGUUUGCGAGACACCGAAGAAGGAGUCGACAGUUGGCGCCAAACGAUUGGCCGACCGGAAGGGCGUCUCAGAGAUGGUUAACCCCAACGAUAGUUACGACAUUCGGCUCACGAAUGGCAAAGUGAACGGCAUUUCAAUGGAUGCCUCGACUAUUGGUCUCAAUUCGGCGCUCAAUCCCCGCGUUUCGCUCAACAGAGAGGCCGUCGAAAGCUAUCAGAAGCGCAAGAGUUUGGGAUUAAGUGCACCGAAAGCCACACCAAUUCAGGAGAGGGAUGAACGCGAA
Molecule: messenger RNA, 531 nt
Organism: Oppiella nova
Lineage: Eukaryota; Metazoa; Arthropoda; Arachnida; Sarcoptiformes; Oppiidae
Source: the annotation of a GenBank genome assembly